Aspergillus nomiae NRRL 13137 is the source of this 972-nucleotide messenger RNA. RefSeq lists its product as uncharacterized. The record is from RefSeq and is a predicted model, not a curated record. Gene Ontology annotation, biological process: protein folding in endoplasmic reticulum. Bases 1 to 972 code for a protein of 323 amino acids. Gene Ontology annotation, cellular component: EMC complex. The transcript is spliced from 4 exons. Gene Ontology annotation, molecular function: protein binding. NCBI's taxonomy places the organism in Eukaryota, Fungi, Ascomycota, Eurotiomycetes, Eurotiales, Aspergillaceae.
AUGGCUCAUGCUACACCCGAAUUCUAUGCCAUUCAGAGCUCAAGUCCGAUUACUACCCUUCGUUUCUCUCAGCAGGCACCAGUGAUCCUUAAACAUCAACUACACUCGGAGAAGAAUCCAAUAUCUGCAAUAAUAGCUAAACAAGAGUCACCAGAGAAAUAUGGUGUAAUAGAGCAACUGUUCUUCUCCUGUCUACAAACCGGUGAUGAUAGGUCUGCUCUGUUAUGUCUCGAGCAAUUGACAUGUCGUUUCGGCUCUUCGAAUGAGAAAGUAAUGGGGUUGCGUGGCCUAUAUGAGGAGGCUAUAGCUGAAAAUCAGUCUGAUCUGGAGGAUUCCCUACGUAAAUACGAUUCCUACCUGUCGGAGAACCCACUUAAUUUGCCUAUUUUAAAACGCCGUGUCGCGCUCUUGCGUUCACUUUCAAGGCCUGCAGAUGCUAUAACCGGCUUGGUAGAGCUCCUAAAAGCCGUGCCUACCGAUGCAGAGGCCUGGUGUGAACUUGCAGAUCUAUAUCAGUCUCAAGGAUUGAGCUCGCAAGCAAUAUUCAGUCUCGAAGAGGCCCUGUUAAUCGCCCCUAAUGCUUGGAAUAUUCAUGCUCGUCUUGGAGAAGUUCUAUACAUCUGCGCCCGCACUGCGGGGACAGAAGUUUCCUCUCGGUAUUUGCAAAGAUCUAUCCAAUAUUUUUGUAGAAGCGUCGAACUAUGUGACGAUUAUCUUAGGGGGUUUUAUGGCUUAGUUUUGGCGACUUCGCUUCAACUUAAAAGAGAAUACACGAUGGGUUUUGCGCAGGCGUCAUCGUCGGCGUCAACGGAUGAUUUCUUACCCAAAGAGAAGGCCGAUAAAUUGAAUCUUCUUGCUAGAAGAAAACUUGAGGACAUUGUAAAACAGCGGUCUGGAAACCGCCAGCUUUGGGAGCAUGCGCAAGGCGAACUCAUUGCAGCCCAAGAGCUUCUUGACCGCAACUUAUGUUAA